Molecule: messenger RNA, 3011 nt
Organism: Dipodomys spectabilis (banner-tailed kangaroo rat)
Lineage: Eukaryota; Metazoa; Chordata; Mammalia; Rodentia; Heteromyidae
Gene: Plekha4
Product: pleckstrin homology domain containing A4
Exons: 20
Coding region: 450-2807 (785 amino acids)
Source: RefSeq, a predicted model, not a curated record
AUUGGAAAGACGGGAAGGAAACAGCAGCCACGGGGAACAAGAGGAAGAGAUCUUGACAGCAGAAGAAAGUGCAAGACGGGGCAGAAAGUGCAAGAUAGGGGGUAGGGAGAGAGAGAGAGAGACUGAGAUUUUGGCCGUGAUUCAAUUAGAGGAGCAGACUUGGAUAGAAGGAUUGAGAGAGACAGGAAGAGCCAAGGGAUCGGAGAUAAUAGAGAGGAGAAAAGAAAACCAGAAGAGACAAGGUGAGGCAGAAACAGAGAACAAGACAGGAGACAGACAAAACAAGUGUGGGGAAGAUCAAGUGAGCAGAGACAGGGAGAGAGAGAGGGAGCCACCUAAAGCGACAAAGGACGGACACCGGGCCCCCUCUUCAGUUCCUGGGACCCCUCCAGGGCUGGCUGGGUUAACUGCCCAGACACAGCCCCUUUCUGUGCAUUUCCAAGCCAUUGAUGGAGGAGGUUCGACCUCGGAGCAGCCUCAGCCUGGCCAGCAGCGCCUCCACUGUCUCCUCACUCAGCAGCCUGAGCACGAAGAAGCCUGCCCGAGUGGUAAACAAAGUCCAUGCCUUUGGAAAGAGGAACCAUGCCCUCCGAAGGGACCCCAACUUGCCUGUGCAUAUUCGGGGCUGGCUUCAUAAGCAGGACAGCUCUGGACUCCGGCUGUGGAAACGCCGCUGGUUUGUUCUCUCCGGCCAUUGCCUCUUCUAUUACAAGGACAGUCGAGAGGAGAGUGUCCUGGGCAGUGUCCUGCUCCCCAGCUACAGUGUUAGACCAGAUGGGCCGGGAGCUCCUCGAGGACGACGCUUCACCUUUACCGCUGAACACCCUGGCAUGAGGACUUAUGUUCUAGCAGCUGAUACGUUAGAGGACCUGAGGGGCUGGCUUCGGGCACUGGGCCGGGCCUCAAGAGCAGAGGGAGAAGAUUGUGGGCGAUCCAGGUCACCCGCACGUCCCCAGCCUGGGGAAGGCCCUGGAGGCCCUGGGGGUCCUCCAGAAGUGAGCAGGGGAGAAGGAUGCAUCUCAGAGUCACCAGAGGUGGCUCGGCUCUCCAAAGGUCGUGGCAGAUCCAGGCUGCUCUCUCCCAGCCCUACAUCACACCUGCCAUCUAGCCCAGGAAUGAGGAGGACAAGAAGCCCAGACCUGUUCACACCGCUUUCUCGCCCUCCCUCUCCUCUGAGCCUUCCCCGUCCCUGGUCUGCUCCUGCGCGGCGACCCCCUCCCUCAUCAGGAGAUGCAACCCUCCCUGCCCGACCUCACACCCCUUUAAGUCGCAUCGAUGUCCGGCCUCCUCUGGAUUGGGGUCCCCAGCGACAGACCCUUUCCCGGCCCCCGACUCCCCGCCGAGGAACCGGCUCCGAAGCUGGUGGAGUUCGACCCUCCAAGAGCCCCCAGCACUGGAGUCAGGAGCCCAGGACACAGUAUUCCUCUCAGGCCUCCUCUGGUUCUUCCACUUAUCUCCAGCUCCCCCCAAGACCUCCCGGGACCCGGGCCUCCAUGGUUUUGUUGCCAGGUCCACCCCUGGACUCGGCCUUCCAUCAAAAGUUGGAGACAGAUACUCUGUUGACUAAGUUGUGUGGGCAGGAUCGACUCCUGAGAAGCCUCCAGGAGGACAUCGACCAGCGGCAGGAGGAGAAGGAGCAGCUGGAGGCCGCGUUGGAGCUGACCAGGCAGCAGCUGAGCCAGGCAACCAGGGACGCAGCAGCACCGGGCAGGGCCUGGGGCCACCAGCGCCUCCUGCAGGACCGGCUGGUCAGUGUGAGGGCCGCCCUCUGUCACCUGGCCCAGGAGCGAGAGCGGGUUUGGGAUACUUACAGCGGCUUGGAACAGGAACUAGGGACCUUGAGAGAAACCCUGGAGUAUCUGCUGCACCUUGGGUCCCCCCAGGACAGAGCCUCUGCUCAGCAGCAGCUGUGGAUGGUGGAGGACACACUGGCUGGUCUGGGGGGGCCCCAGAAGCAGCCCCCGCCCACCGAGCCUGAGUCCCCUUCCCCUGCGCUCCAAGGGGAGGAGUCCUCAGAGAGAGAGAGCUUGCCUGAGUCUGCAGGAGUGAGCAUGCCUCGGUCCCCUGAGGCUGACUGGGGGCGGCCCCCCGGACGUGACCAAGGUGACAGUACUCUUGCAAGUCCACACACAACAGGGCUUGAGUCUCCAAGGAUCUCCCGGGCACCCAGCCCUGAGUGUCGCCGCCCUUCUUCCCCACAGCUGGGAACCAAGGCCCCUGUAGCCCGGCCCCGCAUGAGUGCAAGGGAGCAGCUGGAGCGCAUGCGCAGAAACCAGGAACAUGGCCGGCCUCUUCCACGCCCUGCCUCUCCCAGCCUCCUCACCCUAGGGAGGACCCUGUCCACAGCCAGACACCAGCCUGACAUGGAACAAAGGCCUAUCGUAGGAGCUGCAAAAUGGCUCAGAAGCUCAGGGUCCUGGAGUAGUCCCAGGAUCACCACACCAUACUUGCCCACCUCCGACGGUCACCGGGAGCGAGUUCUCAGCCUUUCCCAAGCCCUGGCCACUGAGGCAUCGCAGUGGCACAAAAUCAUGACAGCCACUCCAGGUGGAAAUUCGGAGGCCAGGGGAGACCUUCCCCCUCCGGCACCUCGGCCCCCGGAAGAUUCCACGCCCAGGGUGGCCUCGCCCCUACCAUCUUCUCCCGUGGCCAACUCAGGGUCCAAGGGGUUCCCACGCCCCGGUGGUGGCAGGGGCACAGGCCCCGCCCCCUGGGAAUCCACGUGGGACCCUGGGAACGCCCCGCCCCUGACGCAGGAUGAGGGGGCGUGGCCUCUCCGAGUCACUCUGCUACAGUCCAGUUUCUGACUGGCCCAAACGCCGCGGCCAAUCGGAUCGUGGGGGCGUGGCCCCGGCGGUGCCAGUCUGAACGGUGGGACCACUCUGGGUGCUAAGGAGGCAUGCGCGGCCUCCACCUGUGGUCCGAGUGGGCGUGGUAUCUGUGGUCAAAGAUUGAUUCCCUCCCCACCUCCCCGCCGCUGUCUAAAUUUGGAUUAAAACUUUGAACUUUUA